AUGAACUUAAAGCUUCUUGUGGUGGCUGCUAUGGCAGCAGCUGCACCAAUUAAAGAAGUGAAGCGUGACGACGCCGUUACCUUGACAACCACUGCCAAUAUCGGCUGGGCUGAGCUACUCGGAGGAAGUGCAGCAACCUCUACUGCUGCCGCUGCUGCUCCAGCUGCUGACCCAACUACGACUUCUGAGGGUUUCUUUGCUCAGCUUUUCGGUGGAAAUGCUGCAACCACUCUGACUCCAGCUGCUGCCGCUACUCCAGCUGCUGACACUGCUGCUGCAGCCACCACCUCGUCACAAGGCUUUUUCGCUCAACUAUUUGGUGGUCUGGCUGCAACUUCUACACAGGCUGCACCAGCUGCUGCUUCUUCGACUGCUGCUGCCACUUCUACACUGUCGACUGGUAGCGGCUCUGGUGGAUUUUUCAGUUCCUUGCUUGAUAUCUUCAACAAUAAGGCUGGCUCAUCUUCGUCAUCGACUCCAGCUUCUUCGACGUCACAAGACUCGGGUUCAUCCUCCUCUUCCCUGGGCGGAUGGUUCUCGAACUUGCUUGGCGGUUUGUUCGGAAACUCAUCUGGCUCCUCCGGCUCAUCUGGCUCCUCGAGCUCUGUAGGCGCUUCCUCCGCUUAUACCCCAUCGCUGAGCUCCAACCCCUUUGGUGCCGCAAGCAGUUCGGGCAGAGAUACCCCCGGCUUCACCGAACCUGUGACCGUUGACGGCACUGGUGAUGGUUCAGGCUCAACUAACCCCGACUCGCUGAGCGCCGAUAUCGCCUCCAGCACCCAGGUUGCACAGGUUGCUGCCUAUGCUGAGAAGGGCGGUGGUAUUACUUACUCGCCCUACACCAAGAGCGGUCAGUGUAAGACUGCCAGUGAGGUUGCAUCCGAUAUUUCCAAAUUGAAAGGUUACGGCCUCAUCAGACUCUACUCUGUGGACUGUUCGGGUAUUCAGAAUGUUGCAAGUGCUAUCAGCUCCUCCCAGAAAAUGUACUUGGGUGUGUGGUCGAUUGACAACUUGGACAACGACUUGAGCCUGUUGGCUCAGCAAGUCAACUCCGGCUCUCGUGGAUGGAGUGCUGUUCACACCGUUGCCAUUGGUAACGAGCUUGUGAACGCCGGCACAAAGACAGCCACCCAGGUUGCCAAUGCUGUGAAAGAGGCCAGACUGUGGUUUAAGCUGAACGCUCCUUCUUACUCCGGUUACAUUGUUACUGUCGACACCUUGGCUGCCGUGAUGAACGACGCCUCCAUGUGUGACAUUUCUGACUAUCUCGCAGUGAACUGUCACCCAUACUUCAGUGGAAUUGAGGCUUCAACAUCUGGAACCUGGUUGAAGAGUCAGGUUGCCUCUUUGAAGAGCCACUGUAACAAUGGCAAGGACAUCCUCGUUACUGAGAGUGGCUGGCCAUCUUACGGUAACACGGUCGGUGAUGCUGUGCCUUCUUUGAAGAAUCAGUACGCUGCUGUGAAGGAUUUGGGCAAUGUUAUGGGCUCUUCGGUGAUCAUGUUCACCAUGUAUAACGACUACUGGAAGGACCCUGGUAGCUGGAACGUUGAACAACAUUGGGGCAUUUAUGGUGACCCCAGCGUUUAA
Molecule: messenger RNA, 1590 nt
Organism: Candidozyma pseudohaemuli
Lineage: Eukaryota; Fungi; Ascomycota; Pichiomycetes; Serinales; Metschnikowiaceae
Gene: SCW4
Product: Scw4p
Exons: 1
Coding region: 1-1590 (529 amino acids)
Biological process (GO): cell wall organization; carbohydrate metabolic process
Cellular component (GO): extracellular region; cell surface; fungal-type cell wall
Molecular function (GO): glucan endo-1,3-beta-D-glucosidase activity; 1,3-beta-glucanosyltransferase activity
Source: RefSeq, a predicted model, not a curated record